CGCGAGGACGUGGGCCGCCAGAGCUGGUUCCACUACCAUUCGGUGGCGGCGAAGUACCCGGAGAACGCGACGGCCAUCGACGUCGCGGCGAUGCAGGGCCUCGUCGCGAGCCUGCGGCUCUACCCCUGCGAGACGUGCCGGAACGCGCUCCUCGGCGGCGAGCUCGACGAGGUCGGCCCCAUCCCGGAGGACCGCGCGGGCGUCGUGCGCUGGUGGUGCGAGCUCCACAACGUCGUCAACCGCGACGUCGGCAAGCCCCAGUACCCCUGC
Aureococcus anophagefferens is the source of this 270-nucleotide messenger RNA. RefSeq lists its product as hypothetical. Gene Ontology annotation, molecular function: flavin adenine dinucleotide binding; flavin-dependent sulfhydryl oxidase activity. The record is from RefSeq and is a predicted model, not a curated record. The annotation marks the transcript as partial. Lineage: Eukaryota; Pelagophyceae; Pelagomonadales; Pelagomonadaceae. The transcript has a single exon. Gene Ontology annotation, cellular component: mitochondrion.